Messenger RNA from Aspergillus costaricaensis CBS 115574, 2790 nucleotides. RefSeq lists its product as uncharacterized. The coding region runs from base 106 to 2730 and encodes 874 amino acids. The transcript is spliced from 4 exons. Gene Ontology annotation, molecular function: structural constituent of nuclear pore. Gene Ontology annotation, cellular component: nuclear pore. The record is from RefSeq and is a predicted model, not a curated record. Lineage: Eukaryota; Fungi; Ascomycota; Eurotiomycetes; Eurotiales; Aspergillaceae. Gene Ontology annotation, biological process: protein import into nucleus; mRNA export from nucleus; ribosomal large subunit export from nucleus.
GCUUUCGGCUUCUUCCCUCCCCUCUCGCAUUUGGCUUCAAGCGCAGGAUGAGAUUGUAAGGCUUGUCAAUCUCAACUUGUUUGCCAAAAAGAAUCCCCCUCGACCAUGCCGAAAGUCAUCAGUUACACUCCGCCGUGGCUCUCGCGCCCGGCGCCGGGUGCCUCCAUCUUUGCCAGCUCCGGCUCCAAAUCACCAGAACAUACACCCGGAACGAAAGAAGUCGUCUAUUCGGGACCUACGCGCAUUCAAGCGAAGCGGGGGAAUGAACUGUUUACCGUCGUCGAUAACCAGAUUCGCUGGUCCAGCCUGACCAGACUGAAGGAUGAAUGGCAGCACAACUCCAGGUCGAAUGACAAGCAGCAGUCUGAGGAUCGCACUGUGCAGUACAGGGUUCUGAAUGUUCCUGUCUUCGAGAAAAUCCGUCAACUAAUCCCCUCGCCAAAUGGCGCAUUCCUAGCCAUUGUUGCCGAUCGCACCGUCUUCAUCGCCGUGCUGCCUGAUCCUUCCCAUCUGUCUGGAACAGACAGCUCUCCCAUCCGCGUGAAAUCUUACCAGCUUGGCCCUACCACCCACGUCAUUCCUGAAUCGCCUGUGGUGUCGGCGCUAUGGCAUCCAUUGGGUGUCCACACCAACCUCGGGGGCUGUUUUGUGACUAUCACGGCUGAUGCUGCAGUCCGAGUGUGGGAAUUGGAUCGGAACAACCACUGGUCAUUUGACCGUCCGACCCUGGCUGUCGACCUGAGGAAGCUGGUGGACGGAACCUCAUCGGACCAGGACUUUGCGCCGUCGGGAUUCGGGAAGAACAAGGGAUUCUCGGCUGACUUUAUCGACAUGGAAGUUGCGUCUGCUUGCUUUGGUGGCAGCGGAAAUGAACGCGAGGACGCGUGGGCACCCAUGACUCUGUGGGUUGCAAUGAGACCGGGCGACCUCUACGCUUUGUGUCCGUUGUUGCCCUCCAAGUGGCGCGCGCCGUCAACGACCAUCCCUUCGUUGACUGCGGCUAUUGUUCCGAAGCUGGCUUCUUUGGAGGAGGAUCCUGCCGAGUAUGAGGAUGACCUGACUGCCUGCCGGCAGCAGUACGACUGGCUGGCCGAAAUUGAUAACCAGGAUCCUCUACAUACGGAGUUUGAUUCGGAGACGGGCUCUGGGUCAGAUGUCCUCACGCGCCCAGCCAAUCCCAGUGCGAUCCCCAGAUUACAGGGCCCGUUCCGGUUCGACACGGGAGAUGAGAUUGAUGACCUGGACCUCUGCGAUAUCCUGGUCAUCGGUGCCAAGGUCGAUCUCGAUGCGCUCAUGAUGGGCGAAGAGGUGCGCGCUCUGGAGGAGAGCGGAGAUGACCGUCUGUCCGCCACAGUCAUCUGCCUUUCGACUGGAAGCGGUAGGAUUCAUGUCUGUCUCGAGCUCGAUGGUGUUGAAGGACAGUGGCUCCCUAAGGCAAAGAAGAACGUCUUCAGCACGCCUGUCUCCGAGCCAUCCGAUCUUUUGCUCGUGGAAUCCUUGGACACGAUUAGAGGGGAGCGUGACUCGUCCAACAACUGGCCUACUUUCACAAAGGAUGCCUACUCGCGGUACAGCUUCUUCGUUACGAACACCAACAAUGUCACCUAUAUCUCUCUCACUUCCUGGGUUCAGCGACUCGAGGCUGAGCUGCAGUCAGAGGACACCGCCGGCAGCUCUUUCCGCCUGCAGAUCCUUUGCGAAGGCACUGCGUCUUUGAGAGAGCGGAUUCUUGAGGUUGAUGGAAAUGCCGCAGGCGCCAAAGACUUGACGGGCCACCUACCAGCCGCCUUGGUGUACUACGAUUACGACCUGGGCUACUUGCUACUCACAUCCCACUCCUCCACCCCUCACGCUGCCAUCUUGGACGCACCAGAGGUUCUUCCCUCCAUUGCCGAUCUCCACAUCUUCGACCCGGAGGAACAAGUCCCGGGCUCCCCCAUCCUGCCCCCUCGUCGGCCUCCAUACCAAGUCCCGGCCAUCUUCUACGCAGAGCCCCCUCUGGAGUUCUUCAUCGACAAACACGUCCCGCACCGUCAACGCCAAGCCUUGAAGGAGCAAGUUCGGCUGUCCCCUGCUACGCUGGACCUGGUUGCAGCUGCGCACCGCAUCCUGUCCGCCCACACCAACGCCCUCGAACGCGCUGCAUCAGACCUCUUCCGCCGCUGCGAGCGUUUGCAGGGCGAGAUGCGUGAUCAGCUGAAACAGCUUGCCGACGUGGCUGACCGAGUCAAGGGCGUGUCCAGCGAAAUCGGCGAAGAUGGCAAACGGAUGGAGGGGUCCCGCAACGGAGAAGCACUGGACCAGCGACUGCAGGCAGCGAAGGACAAGCAGGCACAGCUUGUACAACGCUACGAAGCACUGCGUAACAAGGUCCUGAAAUCCGGUGGCCGGCCACUCAGCGAUAAGGAGAAGUCGUGGGUUAAUGAAGUUGAGACGUUGUCGGAGUCAGUGGAUCAGCCAGAGGGCGAGGGCGACCUGACACAACGACUCGCUGCUGUGAAGGAGAUUGCCGGCGAUCUCCUCAGCGAGGCCAAGACUCUCGCAGUCAAGUCGCCCAUCGCCGCUGAACCGGGCAGUCCAGCGUCGCCAGGUGGUGCUCAACCUCGCGUUUCGGUUUCGGCACGACUACAAAAGCAAAAGGUUGCGGAUGCUAUGCUGAUGGUGGAACGAGAAUCGGCCAUCAUCGACAACAUCACAUCGCGUCUCGAACGGCUCAACACAGCGUUAUAAUGAAUACCACAGUAGUAGAAGCAUGCAUGAAAUAGCUUGUUUGGACUUGACUAGAAAUAC